Aspergillus brunneoviolaceus CBS 621.78 is the source of this 3456-nucleotide messenger RNA. RefSeq lists its product as uncharacterized. The record is from RefSeq and is a predicted model, not a curated record. The transcript has 6 exons. Bases 1 to 3456 code for a protein of 1151 amino acids. Gene Ontology annotation, molecular function: protein binding. NCBI's taxonomy places the organism in Eukaryota, Fungi, Ascomycota, Eurotiomycetes, Eurotiales, Aspergillaceae.
AUGAGCACUCAAGAUUUAGCAGAUGACGGAAUCAUAAGUCCGCACAGUGUUUCUGACGAGAUGGCAACGGCGCAUAAUCGGUCUUGCAUAGCCAAGAAUGCAGUUCCUUCCAUCUCUAGUACACAUUCGAGAUCGCUUUCCUCAACCAAGCCUGGCCCUCCGAUCCCAGCAAACCUUCUACCUGCGGCGCCUGAAUCCCCCCCUACUCCAGCUCCGAGUCCGACCCCUCACCAAAGAUCACCGACUUGGCCGACGACCGUAGAAGAGGAUGAAGAUGUUUUGUUGAAUACUCAGAUGCACUUCGCCUCUUUAACCAACGCCAAGAAGCAAAAAUUCCUCGAAGGACUUCUCGGUCUAUGUGAUCCUCAGCAGCUCAGCUUUGUCUGGAGUUUCGUUGUUCCCCGAUUAAGGAAAGACCCCUUCCAGGUUUUCCCGAACGAACUAUGUUUGCGGGUUCUCUCGUUUAUCGAUGAUCCGAAGACGCUAGCAAGAGCAUCACAAGUUUCGAAAAGAUGGCGCGAACUAUUAAACGAUGACAUCACCUGGAUGAACCUGUGCGAGAAGCAUUCAUAUGCCUACCAACGACCUUCAGAUGACGAUCGAGACAUUGUGGACCCUGCUGACGGCCAGCCUCUCCAUGCUGUAUCUCCCACUCAUUCGCUGAGCGCGUUGCAGAGCACGUCCACGGUGUCCAGCCUCCAUUCUCGGGACGGCUUUCCGGGACUCCCACGUUCCUUAUCUGGAGACUGGCUCUCCUCAUCGAGCUACUCGUCCCGGAGACGGCGGGUCCGACCCGUAUCAUACAGAUCGCAUUUCAAACAGAGAUACAUGGUUGAAUCGGCUUGGAAUAAAGGCGGGCGCUGCACGCAAAGACAUAUGAGCCCUGAUCAGGGAGUGGUUACGAGCCUCCACUUGACUUCGAAAUAUAUCGUGGUUGCGCUCGACAAUGCCAAGAUUCAUGUGUAUGAUACCAAUGGAGACAACCAGAAAACCCUUCAAGGCCAUGUAAUGGGCGUCUGGGCUAUGGUCCCAUGGGAUGAUAUUCUUGUAAGUGGUGGGUGCGAUCGAGAAGUCCGGGUGUGGAACAUGGCCACAGGGGCUGCAAUAUACCUAUUGCGUGGCCACACGUCCACAGUGCGCUGUUUGAAAAUGUCUGACAAGAACACGGCUAUUUCCGGCUCACGAGACACGACCCUGCGGAUCUGGGAUCUCUCCACAGGCACUUGCAAGAACGUUUUGGUCGGACACCAGGCAAGUGUUCGUUGCCUAGCCAUACAUGGCGAUCUUGUCGUUUCCGGCAGCUACGAUACCACGGCACGAAUCUGGAGCAUAUCUGAGGGACGGUGCCUGAGGACUUUGUCAGGUCAUUUUAGCCAGAUAUAUGCGGUCGCCUUUGAUGGCAAGCGCAUCGCAACAGGUAGUCUGGAUACUACCGUACGCAUGUGGGACCCCGAAACCGGACAAUGUAAUGGCAUCUUGCAGGGCCACACGUCUCUGGUUGGACAAUUACAGAUGCGUGGCGAUACGCUGGUUACUGGAGGCUCCGACGGCGCAAUCCGGAUAUGGUCGCUGGUUACGAAUACACCCAUUCAUCGGCUGGCAGCGCAUGACAACAGUGUGACAAGCCUGCAGUUUGACAGCUCUCGUAUCGUUAGCGGUGGCAGUGACGGACGUGUCAAGAUCUGGAGCUUGGAGACUGGUCAACUACUGCGGGAACUAUCUACCCCGGCCGAGGCUGUCUGGAGAGUAGCAUUUGAGGCGGAGAAAGCAGUCAUAAUGGCGAAUAGGUCAGGGCGGACGGUCAUGGAGGUAUGGAAUUUCUCGGCGCCGCCCGAAGAUAGCGGGGACGAAGCCGCAAUCGAAAGCACUGCCAGCACGCCAGGGCCUUUCAUGAGCCCAGUUGAAAAUCGACACCGAGAACGCUUUUCUGACCCCCAUCCCACGCUGCCCAUAAGCAGUGAUAACGAUCAUUCAAUGUGUGACGAGGCGCAUCCUGGAUGCCGCAACUGCGCUGUCUACGGAGAAUCAUGCCCGGGGUACCGACCAGACACGAUCUUCAAGAUCGAGACGGGCCAGGUCAAAGGAAGUAGGAAGGGCAACAAGCCUUGUCCCGCCCAUGGCGUUCGAGAGAGAGUUCCCGAUGGUACCCAACGCAUGUCUUCUCUGUCCAUAUAUCAGAACCCUGAGUCGCCAUGGAAGGAACGGGCAGUAUGCUUGUUCUUUGACCAAUAUACUGCUUGUGACAAGCCUGAAGGUGGCAGUCACCUGGGAUUUAUCCCGAGGUUGUAUGCGGGCUGUCAUCGAGGGCUAGGCGCCGUGGAGCCAGCGUCUUCGUGUCUGCGUCUCGCGGUUGACGCUGCAGCCUUGCUCACCUUGGGUAAUCAGGUCAAGGCGCCCUCGCUGGUCACACAAGCGAGACACCGGGUUGCUCUGGCGGCGCAAAGACUGCGUCAGGCGUUGGACUCGCCGAUCGAACGGGUCAAGGACGAUACCUUUGCAGCCGUGGUCAUUCUCGCACUCUUUGAAGAUAUCUCAGGCGAGCGGAAUGGGCUUGCGAGCUCCCACACUGUGGGCUUUGAAGCCCUUAUGAAGCUGAGGGGCGAGAGUCUACUCAACGAGCAGGGGCUAGAUAUGUUUAAGUUUGCAUAUGUUCACACGCGCAUUGAAGCUUUACUUUUGCGGCAGAAGCCACGCUUCAGUACUCAUGAUCUCGUCAUGCGUCUUGAUCCUGCCGAUCCUUUACAACGGCUGAUAAUGGUGGUGAACGAGCUUGAUCCAAUGUCCCUCGAGAAUCCCUUGACUUCAGACACCACCGAUCCUGGAGUCAUCACCACUCUUGCCUCCAGGAUACAGAUUUAUAGGGCCCUGGACUCCGAAUUAGCAGAGUGGAGUCGAAGCCUGCCGACCAGCUGGCUCCCUCACGCUUGCCGGUCGCAUACCGGCGAGGAUGUCUUGACCUACCAAGGGCAAUUCUCGGCGUCGAUCUGGUCCUACUAUCAUGCCCUUCGCAUAUUGCUACAGGUAACGAUCCUCGAAUUCGUCCAGACGUUGACCUCGCUUGUGCCUUCGAGCGGCAUCCAGCGAGAAGCCGUCCGACAGGAAGCCGAGGGAUCACGGUUGAUCCGAAGCUUAAUUGGCGAUACGUGCCGUGCGAUCCCGUUCUCGUUCGGGGCGAUCGAUCAGCUGGGCAACCCAUUGGCUUCGCAGGGGGCAUCGCAGAUUCGGGCCUUCAAUGUCUACCAUAUGAUGUGGCCUCUGUGGUAUAUCUUGACGUGCGGACAUGCGACGCCAGCCCAGGCCCAGCAGAUCCGGCGGGCGCUGGCGGAAAAGGGUUCCGAGGUCGGGAUCAAGUUGGCCCUUGUACUUGCUGGUGAGGGGGUUCAAGGCAUGAUGCCUUUGAUGUUUGGAUCUUUUGCGCCGAGUAGUGGGCCGCGUCUUGCUCUGGAGUAUUUGUGA